Molecule: messenger RNA, 1491 nt
Organism: Anopheles maculipalpis
Lineage: Eukaryota; Metazoa; Arthropoda; Insecta; Diptera; Culicidae
Gene: Nf-YC
Product: nuclear transcription factor Y subunit gamma
Exons: 3
Coding region: 1-1491 (496 amino acids)
Biological process (GO): regulation of DNA-templated transcription
Cellular component (GO): CCAAT-binding factor complex; nucleus
Molecular function (GO): protein heterodimerization activity; DNA-binding transcription activator activity, RNA polymerase II-specific
Source: RefSeq, a predicted model, not a curated record
AUGGAUACGCCAAAGAAACCGAAGGUGGUUGAUACUUCUACCACCGUCACAACGCCACGCUCGGUCAUUACAACCACUACCUCGUCAUCCAGCAGCAGCAGCGCCACCACCAUCACCACCGGCAGCCCGAUCGCAUCCGACGGCGGCAACAUCGAGGAAGCGGCAACAUUUGCUGAGAAGGAACAGCUGACCGACUCCCAGCGCAACAUUCACCGAUUUUGGCAUAACGUGCUGCGGGAGGUACAAUCAAUCGAUACCGUUGAGCCCGGCAAUCAACUGUUGCCGUUGGCGCGCAUCAAGAAAAUCAUGAAACUGGACGAGGACGUGCGGAUGAUCUCGUCCGAUGCGCCGCUCCUGUUUGCGAAAGCGAUCGAAAUCUUUAUCCGGCAGAUCACGUUGCGGGCGUGGGUGCAAACCGAGCAGAACAAGCGGCGCACGUUACAGCGGAGCGAUAUCGCGAUGGCCAUUACCAAGUACGAUCAGUUCGAUUUUCUUAUCGACAUUGUACCGCGGGAAGAGACGAAGGUGUACAAGAAGGAGUACGACACGAAAUGGUCGGAUGGUGGUGGUGAGGGUGGUACACCGACCACAGCCGCUCCCACCACCGACAACGGUGCUGGUAACAGCAGUAGCACGAACGGUUCCGAAGACAUGCAUUACUUCUUUCAGCUGGCGCAGCAACAUCAGAAGAUAACGGCCAAGGGUAGUGCCGGAGCUUUAACGAACGGUGCUGGUACAGUGUUUGACCUAGCGACGGUUAUCGGUGCGCCUGGCAGUCAUCGGCAGCUAGUGCAAACGACGGCAGCCACUGUACCGUCAGCCACCACCACACAACAGACGAAGAAUGUGACCUCGGGCGGGGAAACGCAAGCUGCUUCCGGUAGUGGCAGUGGAAGUACAUCCGGACCGACGCUUAGCAGGCAGCAGCAGCAGCAGCAGCAACAGCAACAAAAUCUAGCCACGCCGACCACGGUACAAACUGCAACUGGCCAGAGUAUAAUCCUCGCGAAUGGUGGUACCGGUGCUACGGCUAGCGGUGUAGCAAAUGGAAGUACAACCACAGCGAAUCAGGUCGUAUCUACUAACCAAUCACUUCAACUACUGCAACAGGUAAUGACACCGACCGGUGAAAUAACGCAGAUACCGUUGAAUUUUAUACGUACGGCUGGAACCGGUGGUGGUGCAACGAACGCUGGGCAACCUAUCUUCAUACAGACGGCUCCCAUGCAGACCGGUCCCACGAUAAUACACACGGGACCGACCGGGGUCUUGCUGAGUGCAAAUCAGCUUCAGCAGUUGCAACAGCAGCAGCAGCAGCAGCAGCAGCAGCAGCAACAACAGCAGCAACAACAGCAGCAACAACAACAGCAACCGUCGAAACAGCAAUCGUCCCAGCAACAGCCGCAACAAAAUCAACAUCAUCCACCACCAACACAAAGCCAACAUCAAUCGCAACUACAAAACAACCAUCCACAACACCAAAGGGAUUAA